This is a messenger RNA of Xiphophorus couchianus (Monterrey platyfish), 2044 nucleotides long. RefSeq names its product G2/M phase-specific E3 ubiquitin-protein ligase-like. NCBI's taxonomy places the organism in Eukaryota, Metazoa, Chordata, Actinopteri, Cyprinodontiformes, Poeciliidae. The record is from RefSeq and is a predicted model, not a curated record. Gene Ontology annotation, molecular function: ubiquitin-protein transferase activity. The coding region runs from base 209 to 1429 and encodes 406 amino acids. The transcript has 7 exons.
AGUGUGGUUGAAAGCAAGUGCUUAUGUAGAUCUGUUUAGGACACAAAUAAUGGUAGUCACAAGCAUUGACUUCAGCUACACAGAAAUUGUCUUCCAAUUUGGCAUGUGUUCUAACGCUUACUUGGUAUUGACCACUUUUGAAAAAAAAUAAGUUACAUUUUAUGUUUUUAUUUGUUUUACCCUGACCUUACUUUGGUUUUUGUUUUUGAUGCCCAAGCUCUUCAAAUAUUGUGUCAAAUUUAAACUUUUUUCUGUAACUACAUUAACUUAUUUUUUUUCCCUCUUAGACUGGUAUACCAUAUGCGAUGCUUCAAAGGCCAUUUCUCGCUGUGCAGACCAUUUCCUCCAAAUACAUGCAAUGGAGAACCCCUUGCUGUUGAAGAUGGACUUAAGAGACAGCCCUGCAGAAAAAGACAUGGCUCUGAUUUCCUUCUAUAAGCGACCAAAUGUGCAAUGGGCAUGCCCCCUUAAUUGUAGGCUUGAAGGAGAUGUUGCUGUUGGACUAGGUGUAAACCGCUUUUUUUUUUCAACCGUACUGGAAAAAUUGAAGUCGGGUUUUUCUAUAAACUUUGGAAACUACAUUGUUACACGACUUUUCGAAGGAGAACCUGGCCACUGGGUCCCAUCAGCCUCUCACUUUCUUGUUGAAAGUGACAUGUUCUUAGUGGCUGGCAGAAUGAUAGGUCACGCUUUCCUUCAUGGAGGACCACGCCUGUCAGGACUUAGUCCUGCUGUUAUUCAUGUUCUAUUUGGCGGCAGUCCAGAAACAGCAACUGUCACCCUGGAGGACUGCCCAGACCUAGACAUCAGGGAAACCAUCAGUCCUCUCGAAGGAGAAUCCAGGCUCUCUGAUACUCAAAUGGAAAGAGUACAGAGCUUGGCAUAUUCAUGGGACCUUCCUUGUCCCACAGAGAACAAUAGGAAGUGGCUUUUUGAGAAGCUGUUACUUCAUGCAGUUCUUGGACGCGUCGCAAGACAAAUAAAGCAGCUUAGACGAGGCUUGAAAGAAACCCCAAUAUGGUCACUGGUAACUCGGCGGCCUGAUGCUGUACCGCUGCUUUUUCCAAGGGAGGAAGCCUUCCUGUGUCCAGAGGUGGUACUUCAGCAUAUCACUUGGCCAGAAACAGAUGACGGAAGUGAUGAAGAUGACGACUGCUCAAAGGAAACCAGAUGCCGCAUUUCAGGAUAUCUGAAACAGUUCAUUGCAAAUGCCACACCACCUGAACUGAAAGAAAUGAUGAAAUUCUGGACCGGAUGGGAAAAUCUGCCAUCAAGUCUGUCUGUGGAUAUUGUUCAUGGAAAAUACCCAACAGCUGCCACUUGCUACGAAAUGCUAAGAAUUCCUUGUCACUACAGGAGUUACAAAUCUUUCAGUGAUGAGUUUUUAGCAUGCAUUUCCUCUACGCAAACUGGCUUUGGCUUGCUUUGAAUGCUGUUUAAAAAAAAAAAAUCUACAUUUAAACUGUAGCAGUUCUUUGUGAAGCAGCUUUGUUCAAAUGAAACAGUUUUGUUGAAAUGUAGAAUCAGUUCAAUUUUCUGAUUUUGUCAGAUAAUUACAUAUCAUAUGAAUUGAACAUGUGAUUCAAUACAUAUGAAUGUAUACAUAUGAAUGUAUUGAAUAUGAAUUGAAUACAUACAGUAUGAAUGUAUUCAUAUGUAUGUAUUCAUAUGAAUGAAUGAUUGCUAUGUAAUACAUAUGAUACAUAGUAAUCAUAUGUAUUACUGAGAGUAACGUUGUGUUACUCUAGUUCCUCCCUCUAGUUUUGUCACAUUCAAAACUAGAGGAACUAGAGUGACAAUGUUCAGAGUAGGUAUUUAAUUUCUCUGAGUUAGUACUGUUUGUACAGGCAGUUUUAAAUAUGAAACUGAAAUUGUUUUUUAUGCAAAAUUUUAUUGAAUGUACUUAGAUGAGUUCAUAUAUGCUUGAAGUAUUAGAAAAUAAAUUGCAUAAGACAAACAAAGCUUUUUCUGAUUCUUAUAAUGCAAGAAAUUUAAAGUCCUACAACAAUGUACAAAUGUACCUACUAGGUUCCUUUUGAGUAAA